AUGCAAGACGAUGCGAACCCACACCCCAGCGGCGUCGAACCAGACUUCGUCGCCAGGUAUGCACCCCUGAGCCGCGCCAGCCACAAUGUGCGGCAAAGCUCUCAGGGCAAUCCUCAGCCAAAGGCCUUUAAGCAUGACCUCUUUGCGCGCCUCAACUGGCCCCUGUGGGAGCCCCUGUCCAACAUUAGGGUGCUCGCCGUCGAGAAUCUCACGGAAGACAGACCGAUGCAGUGGCAACCGCUUUUUAACGAUGCACUUGAGCCCGUUCACGCAAUUGCUGGCCUGCCCACAACGCACCCUCCCCGCUCCAGGAUGAUUGUUCACAUUGCCACAAUCGACGAUCACGACUGGUGGCAAGACUCAUGUCUCAUGGGCCAGAGACCCGCGCCCCUUGUCAUAGAUCGCACAACCCCGCGCACCCAGGUUGGUGGUGGCCAGAGCAUCAUCACCGUUGCCGACUUUGUCCGCGAGGUCGGCGCCUACCUCGAGACGCAGCCGCUGCGAGCGGCCUACGAGGAGAUCUUCCACCCACGGCCCGGUGAGCCCGCCGACAGAGCCCUCUUCCAAGCCUGCUCGGGACCCAGGGGAAGCCAGGUAGCGGAUCCCGAGGCUCCUUUCAGACUCAGCUUCAUGGACGGGCAUGUUGGCCUUUGGGGCUACCACUGGCUGGGCGUGCGGAAGCGGCUUCUCCACAGGGCUGCGGCCGCCGCUGAUUGA
This is a messenger RNA of Microdochium trichocladiopsis, 717 nucleotides long. RefSeq lists its product as uncharacterized. The transcript has a single exon. Lineage: Eukaryota; Fungi; Ascomycota; Sordariomycetes; Xylariales; Microdochiaceae. The coding region runs from base 1 to 717 and encodes 238 amino acids. The record is from RefSeq and is a predicted model, not a curated record.